AUGCACAAACCUAGAUGCUUCCUCUCCAGGGUGGGUUUCUUCUCCAAAUCAGGACUGCUCUAUUGGUGUCCCGGGAAACCUCCGUAUUGGUCACAGCUUUUAUGGGGCUCAGCAUGCAAGGGAACCUUCACCAAGAGUUGUCAAAGGGGACAGAAAAGUCAGAAGAAACCAAGCCAUAUUGGGACAAUAGAUAGUUCCUGGGAAGAAAGGCUGGCUGAUGUUGUGACACCACUCUGGAGGCUGAGCUAUGAAGAACAGCUCAAGGUGAAAUUUGAAGCUCAGAAGAAAAUUUUACGAAGACUAGAGUCUUACCUCCAAAAGUUCAACGGAGUCAAAGUGACAACAGCUGCACCCAAAUCAGAGGGACUCUGUUUUCUUCUCCACCCUAUUAUACCCUCUCCUGUCAUCGAUGGCUACCGAAAUAAGUCCACUUUUUCUGUGAACCGAGGCCCAGAUGGAAAUCCGAAGACCGUGGGGUACUACCUUGGAACUUGGAGAGACAGAAACAUCGUCUGUGUGCGGUCUAACCAUCUGAAAAACAUCCCUGAGAAACACAGUCAAGUGGCCCAGUACUACGAAGUAUUCCUUCGACAGUCCCCAUUGGAACCCUGCCUUCAGUUUCAUGAAGGUGGACACUGGCGUGAGCUCAUAGUCCGCACCAAUAGCCAAGGGCACACAAUGGCCAUCGUUACUUUCCAUCCCCAGGAAUUAAGUCAGGAGGAGCUCUGUGUUCAGAAGGAAACUGUAAAGGAGUUUUUCAUCAGAGGUCCAGGAGCAGGCUGUAACUUGACAUCACUGUACUUCCAGGAAAGCACCAGGACCCGCUGCAGCCAUCAGCAGUCCCCCUUCCAGCUCCUUUUUGGGGAACCCCACAUCUUUGAAGAGCUCUUGGGCUUGAAGGUCCGCAUCUCUCCAGAUGCCUUUUUCCAAAUUAACACUGCUGGUGCAGAGAUGCUCUAUCGGACCAUAGGAAAGCUGAGUGGAGUGAAUUCUAACACCAUCCUCCUUGAUAUCUGCUGUGGAACUGGUGUGAUUGGUCUCUCUCUGGCUAAAAAUACCUCCCAGGUCCUUGGGAUUGAGUUGGUGGAGCAGGCGGUAGAGGACGCCAGGUGGACUGCAGCCUUCAAUGGCAUCACCAACUGUGAAUUCUAUGCUGGUCAAGCAGAGAAGAUUUUGCCACAGCUGCUAAAGUCAAAGGAAAAUGGGCAGUUAAUUGUUGCUGUGGUAAACCCAGCCCGGGCAGGACUGCAUUACCAGGUGGUUCAAGCCAUUCGAAACUGCAGGGCCAUCCGCACACUAGUUUUUAUUUCCUGCAAGCCCUAUGGUGAAACCACUAGGAACAUCAUUGAGCUGUGUUGUCCCCCAAACUCUGAUAAGAAGCUUCUUGGCAAGCCUUUUGUCCUGAGACAAGCUGUGCCUGUGGAUCUGUUCCCCCACACCCUACACUGUGAGCUGGUGUUCCUCUUUACUCGAUAA
Molecule: messenger RNA, 1476 nt
Organism: Pipistrellus nathusii (Nathusius's pipistrelle)
Lineage: Eukaryota; Metazoa; Chordata; Mammalia; Chiroptera; Vespertilionidae
Source: the annotation of a GenBank genome assembly